Molecule: messenger RNA, 750 nt
Organism: Vitis vinifera (wine grape)
Lineage: Eukaryota; Viridiplantae; Streptophyta; Magnoliopsida; Vitales; Vitaceae
Product: protein MIZU-KUSSEI 1
Exons: 1
Coding region: 1-750 (249 amino acids)
Biological process (GO): hydrotropism
Source: RefSeq, a predicted model, not a curated record
AUGGCCGCGCGACGAGUACCGCCGUGUCCGCCGCCACCGCGGUCCCCAACAAGCCAAGGACCAGCUGUAUUGGACCCAGAGAAGACUCCUUCGCACCCCAAGGUUGCCCUCCAGCAGCCCUCACAUAAGAAAGCUUCCUUGAAGUCUACAAAGCUCUUCCGCCAUUUCCGCUCUGUUUUCAGGUCAUUUCCUAUCAUUUCUCCGGCUUGUAAAAUACCGGUGCUUCUCCACAACUCCAGGCUCAACGACGUCCACAUUCAUGGAGGGACGCGCAUGACCGGUACCCUAUUCGGGCACCGCAAGGGGAGGGUUUCUCUGGCCAUACAAGAAAGCCCUAGGUGCUUUCCCAUAUUUCUCCUCGAGAUGGCAAUUCCCACCAGCAAGCUCCUCCAAGAGUUAGGGCUAGGGCUGGUUAGAAUUGCGCUUGAAUGCGAGAAACGUCCAGAGGAGAAGAUCAAGCUCAUGGAUGAGCCCAUAUGGAAUUUGUAUUGCAAUGGGCGAAAAAUGGGAUAUGCUGUGAAGAGGGAGGCAAAUGCAGAGGAUUUGAAUGUAAUGCAGAUGCUCCAUGCAGUAUCAAUGGGUGCAGGUGUGCUCCCCAGUGAAGCCAUAGACCUACCUGAUGGGGAGCUUACCUAUAUGAGGGCUCACUUCCAACGGGUAAUCGGAUCGAAGGACUCAGAGACCUACUACAUGAUGAAUCCGGAUAGCAACACGGGGCCUGAGCUCAGCAUCUUCUUUGUGAGAAUAUGA